This is a messenger RNA of Myxocyprinus asiaticus (Chinese sucker), 1617 nucleotides long. RefSeq names its product HCLS1 associated protein X-1 (gene hax1). Gene Ontology annotation, biological process: regulation of actin filament polymerization; negative regulation of apoptotic process. The transcript is spliced from 7 exons. NCBI's taxonomy places the organism in Eukaryota, Metazoa, Chordata, Actinopteri, Cypriniformes, Catostomidae. The record is from RefSeq and is a predicted model, not a curated record. Bases 374 to 1180 code for a protein of 268 amino acids. Gene Ontology annotation, cellular component: sarcoplasmic reticulum; clathrin-coated vesicle; mitochondrion.
UAUCUAAUAGUUUUAAUGCCAACCUUUUUAAAUGUCACCUAAUAGUAGCAGCUGCUACGUUAAAUAACACUUUAUUAAGCUCUGUUCUGAUGUGUAAUGUAUUUAGUUUAAUGUAGAUUAUCUCUAAAUUAUAAAUUUGACAAUGUUGAACGACUGUGCAUUAAAUAAACCAGGACAUUUAUGUAAAAAAAUAAAUAAAAAAAAUAAAAUAAUUACAUUUAGUUUCAAAACAUAUUGUUUAUUUUUAGGCUUAUUUGUAUUUAUUACAAAAUCAUAUUACUACUACUAAGAAUUAAAGAUAUGGAAUCUGUUAUGUGUUGUCUGUCACCCAAUAAAUAAAAAAAACAACAACUGGGACCCUUUUUUUGAUGGGAUGGUGCAUGAUGAUGACGAAGACGAAGAUGAUGAUAACGGAUUUAACUACGAUGAAUUUAAUAGGCCUCAUCGAGACCCGUUUGACGAUGUCUUCAGAUUUGGUUUCAGUUUUGGUCCCGGUGGGAUGCGCUUUGAGGAACCUCAGGCAUUUGGGCAGAUCUUCAGGGAGAUGGAGGAGAUCUUUGCUGGUCUAGGCCGCUUUGAUGAGAGACACCGAGGUGUCCCAUCAAUAGAAGCUCCGCCUCCUCGUGAAGGUACAGAGAAAGGCAGGCGUGGAGGAGGAAGUGGGAACACCCUCAGGGAUUUCAUGUUAAAGUCUCCUGAGAGUUCUCCCCACAGUCCUUCUCUCCCUCCCCCCUCUGUGGCACCAAAGGAUGGGGACUCAUCAUCUCCACCAGGCCACAGCAACAGACCCUUCUCAAAGUUUCAUGAUCUUUGGAAAGAUGGUAUAUUAAGACCAAAGACGGAAGAGAAAAAAGAUGGAGAUCUGGAUUCACAGGUGUCAUCAGGUGGACUGGAUCAGAUCUUGACUCCCGCGCCUUCACAGCCAAAGACGAGGUCAUUUUUUAAAUCUGUUAGCGUCACCAAGGUGGUCAGACCAGAUGGGACUGUAGAAGAAAGGCGAACAGUCAGAGACAGUGAAGGUAAAGAAGAAACUACAGUGACCAUCUCAGGAGGACCAGGUGCCCAGGAUGGGCCACAAGAUCAAACUGGUCCUCUCAUGCCAGGUAGUUCAAGACCCUCUGCUGACAUGCAAGAUGAUUUCUCUUUGUUUUCUAAGUUCUUUGGAGGCUUUCGACGCUGAAAAGCUCAGGACACAAAUAAAGGACAAACUAUUUCAUUUUUCUCCAGCCCAGCAAACCCACUCCUUGCAAGCUACAGAGAAAAAAAAAGUUUGAUUUAAUAUUGAGUGUAUAUAGGUCCAAUAUAUUUGUGCAAACGGAUCCAUUAAUCCUACAUUAUGUUUUUCACAGAUACUGGUGAAGCUGAUGGGUUUGUGAUUGUCUAGAGUGGUAUUAAAAAGACUUGUUUACCGUAACCACAAAAUACCCCAAUAAAUCAGCUAGUGAAGCCAUUAAAUCUGAUGGUUUGAGUAUGUUUAAGGACCACUGAUAACAAAAAUGUAGUCAAGGCUUAUGGAAUGACACCGCAGAUGAAUAGUCCAUGAGAGUUUAAUAUAUGUAUAAUUUAUAUUUUUAAAGGUGUUUUCACUCUCCGAGGGAAAUAAAGGAAAAACAGUGA